This is a messenger RNA of Ficedula albicollis (Collared flycatcher), 2663 nucleotides long. RefSeq names its product transmembrane protein 209 (gene TMEM209). Gene Ontology annotation, cellular component: membrane. Lineage: Eukaryota; Metazoa; Chordata; Aves; Passeriformes; Muscicapidae. The transcript is spliced from 16 exons. The record is from RefSeq and is a predicted model, not a curated record. Bases 70 to 1752 code for a protein of 560 amino acids.
GAAAAGGGGAAAAAGAGCCCAGGCUGAGAUUAGGUGUUGCUGGGCACAAAGGAGGAAAUAAAAUCGACAAUGACACCAAACAAGAGUCCAGACACCUCCCUGAUCGACCUGGCUGUGAAGAUGAGGAAGCAGGCUGAGAGCAGGAAGGUGGUGCUGGCCUGGGGACUGCUCAAUAUAUCUGUAGCAGGCAUGAUCUACACUGAAAUGACUGGGAAACUCCUAAGCACAUAUUACAACAUCAGCUGCUUUCCACUCUGGUACAUUGAAUUUGCCCUGGCAGCCCUGUUCAGCCUCAAUGCCCUGUUUGAUUUCUGGAGAUACUUCACCUACACAGCAGCACCAACCAGCCUGGUCACGAGUCCCAGCCAGCAGAUCAUGGGCUGGCUGCGCAGGACAGCUGUGCAGAUCACCCCUCCAAGGGAGCCAGCAGCCAAGAGAGUGCUGUCCCUGACCCCCUCCCCACCCAUCCAGGGCCAGUGUGUGCUGAGCUACAGCCCCUCCCGCUCGCCCAGCGCCAGCCCCAAAUUCUCUGGGGGCUGCCUGAGUGGCUACAGCCCCCAGCUGCAGGCCCUGGCAGGGGCCAGCCCCUCUCACAGCACCUCUGUCACUUACUCACCCAGCAGCAGCUACAGCAAGGUUUCCAGCUUCAGCCACUCUCCCAAUGGAUCUCCCUAUGCCAUGAGUGUGGGGCCUGUGGACAGCAGUGGGAUGAGGUCUCACUACAGAUUCUCCCCCAUUCGUUACAACAAUUCCACCUACAAAGAUGAGUGCAUCACUGAUGUCAAAUCCCUGGACUCCUUCCUGAGGAACGAGGAGGAGAAGCAGCACAGAGUUCAGCUAGGGAGCUCAGAUUCCAGCUCUCCCUCCAGCAGCCCAACUUUUUGGAACUACAGCCGCUCUAUGGCAGACCAUGCCCAGAUCCUGAGGAAAUUCCAAUACCAGCUGGCCUGCAGGUCCCAGGCUCCUUCUGCACACAAGGAUGAGGCUGACCUCAGCUCCAAACAGGCUGCAGAAGAGGUUUGGGCACGGGUGACAAUGAACAGGCAGCUUCUGGAUCACAUGGAUUCCUGGACAGCCAAAUUCAGGAAUUGGAUCAAUGACACCAUUCUGGUGCCACUUGUGGAGGAGAUGGAAUCUGUGAGCACUCAGCUGAGGAGGAUGGGCUGUCCUGAACUGCAGAUUGGAGAAGCCAGCAUCAGCAGCCUCAAACAGGCAGCCCUGGUGAAAGCUCCGCUCAUCCCCACCCUCAACGCCCUGGUGCAGUACCUGGAUCUCACCCCAAACCAGGAAUAUUUGGUGGAAAGGAUCAGAGAGCUUUCCCAGGGGGGCUGCAUGAGCUCCUUCCGCUGGAAUGGAGGAGGGGAUUUCAAGGGCAGGAAAUGGGACACAGACCUUCCCACCGACUCCUCCAUCCUGAUGCACGUGUUCUGCACUUACCUGGACUCCAGGCUCCCUCCUCACCCCAAAUAUCCUGAUGGCAAAACCUUCACUUCCCAGCACUUCAUCCAGACUCCAGAUAAACCAGACACUUCCAAUGAAAACGUGUUCUGCAUCUACCAGAGCAGCAUCAACCCACCCCACUACGAGCUGAUCUACGAGUGCCACGUCUACAGCCUGCCCAAGGGCAGGAACAACAUGUUCCACACCUUGCUGAUGUUCCUGUACAUCAUAAAGACAAAGGAAUCUGGGAUGUUGGGGCGUGUAAAUCUGGGUUUGUCAGGAGUCAACGUCCUGUGGAUCUUUGGGGAAUAAUGGGACACAGCUCUGGACAACAUGGAUUUCCACACAGCAGGAUCAUUAAACUCAGCUCUGGGGACACAAGGAGGAAGUGCCUGGGAUUAUUCCAGUCUGGAUUUUGUCAAGGCUUUUUACACAGAAUAUUUCACUGUGGGAAUGAACUCCAGGCAGGAAUUUUCUCUUUCCUGCUCCUCACCUCAACCAGUGCUGUUUAAACUGAGCUUUACUGAUCUCAGACUAAACUAAACCAAACCUCCUUUGAGCCUCCCCUGUGCUGUGCACAGCUGUGAGCACCUGGCAGGAUAAAACAACCUGCACAACUUCAGGGUCCAAGAAAUUCCAACUUUGGAAGCUCAGACUCGGUUUUGCUUCAUUUUAUUCUGCAUGAUAAAAACCAAUUAAUUUUCUCCCUGAUUAUUGGUGUAAUUGUGAUUUCUGACCCCUGCAGCUGAAAAGGAAGGACAAAACCAUGUUUGUCUUGCUGACUUCAGCAAAGAAGAAUAUUUAUGUUAUUUUCAAUUUUUAUUUUCAUUGUUUUGUACAAAACCAGUGUGGCCUCCCCUCUUAGGGUUUCCUUCACUGCCCCCACCUCUCACCUGCCUAAAUUGGGAUUUAAUUGUUCACUAAUCACCACCUAAUUUGGGAGCUUUAUGCACCUUGGUGGGAAUUCAGGCUGGACACACCCGCAGGUUUUUGGGAAUUUACCUUUUUAGGUAAAAGCACUUGGAUUUGCUUCAAAGAAAUGAUCAAUCAUUAUUUGUCAGAUUUCUCUGAGGGGUAGGGGAAGAAUUUGUUGUAAAUUCUGGUAAAGGAGUAUUUUAGAAGUGUAAAUAGAACCAUGAGCACAUGGAACCAUUGUACUGUAUUUUUUACUGAGGGGAGGGAAAGAGGGAUUUUUGGAAUUUUGGUGUGAACUGACUGGUUUU